AGGCUGACAGAAUGUGGGUAAGGGCGGUGUCGCGGGCCAGCUGCCCAGCCGCGGAGCCUGCAAACAUGGCGAGUGCGGCUGUGCACGCAAUCAGCGGUGCAUCGUGCGCUACUGGGGUGACCAUGGCACCCGCCAAGGCCCUCCAGGUGGUGGAAGUGGGGCCGGGGGACAAGAAGCUGACCGCAGAAGAGGCCCCAGUAAGGGCAGAGGAGAAGCCAGGUGGGAGCAGCGCGCGGCCACCCCUGGAGGCGCUGGCGGCCCUGCAGUGCCAGCUGAGGGCCGAGAGCGCCCGAGGCCACAGGGUCUACCUUGGUGUGAAGCUGGCCUCGGCCGAGCGGCGGAAGCCCAUUCUAGAGCGUAGGCGGAGCAUCAUCCAGUGCAUCCCUGGUUUCUGGGCCAAAGCCAUUCGGAACCACCCCCAGAUAUCAGACAUCAUCAGUGAGCAAGAUGAAGACAUGCUUGAGUACUUGGUCACUCUGGAGGUGAGGGAACUGGGUGGGCCGAAGUACCGCUGCAGGUUGAUGUUCUUCUUCCGGAGCAACCCCUACUUCCUGAAUGAAGUGAUCAUCAAGGAAUAUCGUCUGAGCCUUGCAGGCUAUCGGGCCACUCGUUCGACCGUGGUCCACUGGUUCUGGGACUACGAACGGGGGGCGCCCAGCCGCAGGCUUGACACAACCAGCGUCAACCUCUUCAACUGGCUGUCAGAGCACAGUCUUCCAGGCUCGGGCAAGAUUGCUGAGCUCAUAAGUGAGGACCUGUGGCCCAGCCCCCUGAGGCACUACCUCAGGGGUACAAAGGCCCCAGUGGAGGGAGCCCAGACAGGACCGGUCGUCGCUGAGGAGCCUGUGGGCUAGGUGUGUGCAGGAACAAAGGCUGCCCAAGGGAUCGCCUGUGGAUGUGGGCGCAGAGAGUUUCCCUCAUGUACCUGAGUGACGGGGGAAGGCACAUAAAGUUCUCAGCAGUG
Molecule: messenger RNA, 964 nt
Organism: Phyllostomus discolor (pale spear-nosed bat)
Lineage: Eukaryota; Metazoa; Chordata; Mammalia; Chiroptera; Phyllostomidae
Product: testis-specific Y-encoded protein 1-like
Exons: 7
Coding region: 12-854 (280 amino acids)
Biological process (GO): nucleosome assembly
Cellular component (GO): nucleus; chromatin
Molecular function (GO): histone binding; chromatin binding
Source: RefSeq, a predicted model, not a curated record